Molecule: messenger RNA, 1555 nt
Organism: Sphaeroforma arctica JP610
Lineage: Eukaryota; Ichthyosporea; Ichthyophonida
Exons: 6
Coding region: 44-970 (308 amino acids)
Source: RefSeq, a predicted model, not a curated record
GCCAUGGAGAGGGGAACGGCCCGUGGGCCGGGGGGCGUGUGUGAUGCAUUUAGUGAUGCAUUUACAUAAAAUUCUUGCACAUGUUCCCAGUUACAUCAUAGCCUUCGAAAAUAAAACAGUUACAUCAUUUAAAAAUAUAUUUGACAUACAGUUGUGGUGUCAGAUUUUAACACACAAUGCAAUACAUUUACGAGGUUAUGCCCAGAUGAGUAUCGCGUCGCUUAUCAUUGCAUCCAAAUAUACACGUGUACUUGUUCGUGGUCCCCCAACGUACUACUUACACACUAGCAGGCGACACUUGCAGUGUAUGCUAUUUAGGCAGUCAGAGUUACAAGCGCACCAUAAAAGAGCUGUGCCCUAUAAGCGAGCACAGUUUAUAAACACUCAACCACGCAAAAAGCUAGCACACGAGUUCGAUUAUUUACCCACGGCUGACGAAAUGGAUGCACAAGAUGUACAUGCACUUGCCGAAGAUAUGCAACGCACACUCGACAUAAGCAAUAAUGACGAUAGUUUAGAAGGCAAAGUAGCAUGCACGUGUGGGAAAGGCGUUUCCCCGGUAAAUACCAGCGGAAACAACGAUUUAACUGAUGCUAAACCGAAAAAUGUUCUGCGUACACCGCUCAAGAGUGACUUUUCAGUAAUCGAUAAAGAUGCGAACAUGCCCAAAUACACGCUACAGGCAAUUGGCACAAUGGAAUCGUGUUUCAAAGAGAAGAACGGUACUCCCAGACAAGGUUGGCUAGCGCCCAUGUCGCGUGCUAAGCUAACACUACAAUUACAGAACAAUAAGAGCCACUCGCUAGAAGGCUUAGAAGAUUUUUCGCAUAUAUGGCUGAUCUUCAUGUUCUCAUUAAACAAGGCUUCCAAGCCGAAAUACAAAGUGCAACCGCCACGACUAGAUGGUGAUCGCGUGGGAGUCUUCUCUACGCGUUCACCCCACAGGCCGAAUAGCAUCGGCAUUACAUGAAUCGUGAACAUUGAUGUAGCCUGGACGCUCAUAGUGUAUAGUCUUAUUUAAACUUCCAUAGCCUGGCCAAAAUCGAAUCCAUCGAUUUUAAGGAGGCGACAAUACAUUUGAGCGGUAUCGACCUGGUGGAGUCGACCCCUAUUCUGGACAUCAAGCCCUACAUUCCAGACCACGACAGUAUUCCAGGGGACGUUAGUAUACCUGAUUGGAUCACAGCGCCGACCAUCACAGAUACGUGGGAUGUGGAGUAUUCACCCCGAGCCGAUCACCAGUUGGACGAAAUUUUAGCACAGAAAAAACUACAGUUUUAUAAGGAUGCGGACUCGAUCAAGACGUUGAUCAAACAAGUUUUAGCCACUGAGCCUCGGAGUAUGUACAGGCGAAUCAAAACUCGCAAAUGGGAUGAUGGACAAUUUGGCUUUUGUGUAGAUAUCCUCAAUGUGAUUGCCGUGUAUAGCGAUGACGACGACAGGGUGCGCAUUAUUGAAAUACAGGAUUGGUCAGACCACUAUACCAAAAAGCGCACAAAAUAUGUAGCGGGAUAAAGCCUCUUUAGUAAUCACUAUCGUAUUUGACAUCAUUGUU